CUGACUUCCUAGCUUCCUUUUACUUGAAACACCCUACCUACGACCUUGCCCAACAAAGCGGCCCAAGUUUUCUAGUCGAGACUGCGAUACUCAGCAUAGUACCCAAACUGCUACAAUCUCUCACAUUUAUAAAUCAUUCCCGUCCGUCCCAUCAGGCUCAUCUCAAACUUGGACUUGGUUGAAGGGGGCCUGGUUGCGACGCCAUGGCUACGGCCGAGACCCCUCUUAUACACAAGGAACCUGUCGCACACGAUUUCGUCGCGAAUUCCCAACAAGACAUAACUGGUAGCCCAGAUAAACCCGAGCACACGAAUAGUAUUGACGAAGUCGCUGGUGGAGUAGCUUUUGAGACGAGCAUCCAUCCCAGCGCAAAGCCCGAUACGAUGAUGAUAGAGCCGGAAAACACAGAAACGGAGCCUGUUAAUGAAGGCGCAGGCACAGGAGAGAUGUCCGCUGAGGUUGCCGGGUUGCCCAAGGCUCUUGAGGAGCCCAGUCACAUCUCUCAGAAAAACCAAGGAGUUACGCCACCAAAGCUUGGCGCUGACAGACCAAUGUCGCCUCCCUCGUCGAGGAAGCGUGGUGCGUCGGAAGCAGGUCUGGAGCAGGAACACGACAGACCCAAGGAGCGGCGGCGGGACUUUUCGCAGGAGGAAAAGAAGCGCGGGCAACGCCUAUUUGGAGGGCUGCUAAGUACCUUGAGCCAGAAACCUCCCGGACGGCGGCAGCCCGUCGAGCGAAAACAGCACGAGAAGACGCAGCAACGCAAGGACGAAGAUAACAGGCGAAAGGCCGAGAUCCAGGAGAAGCUAGCAAAACUCAACCGGAAACGGAAGAUACAGCAGAUCAAGCUCGACGAACAGACUAUGCAUGCCCGUCACGAUGACAUGCUGGCAAAAGCGUAUAGCCUGCGGACAAAAGCUCGGCCACAAUUGUACUACCGUCCAUGGGAACUUACCAGUGAAGAAGAAGACAUAAUCGACGAGCAGGUCCGCGAUGCCAAAAACGACAUAGAACGAGAACUCAGAGAGUUUGAGCGCACCAAACAGCAGAGACUUGAGCAGCUGGGAGUGCAGCUUUCAAACAAGCCCACAGAUGGCAAAGACGACAGAAGAGCCUCAGCGGUCGGUGAGCCUCUUGACACUCAAGUACCUAACUCAACAAGAUCGUCAGAUUCUACUAAUCAUCCCCAUCCCAAACCCGUUGAAAGAGAUCAUGAUGAAGUCGUCGAGACAGAGGAGGACACGGUAAUCUAUUAACUUGGACAGUCCUACUUCGGCCAAGGCUAGCUGCUCUGAUUCUCAUAUUAUAUUUGUAUACCAUGUGUUGAUAAAGAUGAAAGUUGCAAGGAACAAGAGACUGUAAUCCAAGCUUCUGAAGUUGAUCUUGUGAGAGCGUUGUGAGCGGCUGUGUUUUCAAUAUCGCAGCAAUACGCGACGGCUGCAUUACUUUUCUACACUUAAUGUUUACUCGAGCGAGCAGGGUUUCUGAAUCAACUAUCUCGCCAAUUUUACACGCCGACUUUCAACGUUUACUGAGCAAUGAAGGGGCUUAGUUCGUCUAAGAGACAUGGUUAAUGUUUGUCUUUGGUAGCGUGGUGCAGGGUAGCUUACCGGCAUAGUAAU
This is a messenger RNA of Pyricularia oryzae 70-15, 1622 nucleotides long. RefSeq lists its product as uncharacterized. The record is from RefSeq and is a predicted model, not a curated record. The transcript is spliced from 3 exons. Lineage: Eukaryota; Fungi; Ascomycota; Sordariomycetes; Magnaporthales; Pyriculariaceae. Bases 204 to 1256 code for a protein of 350 amino acids.